This is a messenger RNA of Meloidogyne enterolobii, 1230 nucleotides long. Lineage: Eukaryota; Metazoa; Nematoda; Chromadorea; Rhabditida; Meloidogynidae. The record is from the annotation of a GenBank genome assembly.
AUGUUUGUAAAUAAUUGGACAAGGGCGUUCGAAAAAUUGUUACCAACAUCGUGUACAACAAAAAAAAGUUGGCAUCAAAUAACACGAAAUACCCCUAAGUCAUCAGCUUCUGAAAGACGCCAUCUUCUUAAAAUUAAUAGUAAUCCACCUCCAAGUGUUGCCUCUGCCCCUUCCUGUAUUGAACAAUGUCAGCAAGAGACAACAACACAACAAAUUCAAGAUUCAAACAACAAUAUAGACAUUAUUAUCGUUAAUAAUCACCAAAAUUCUCAACAAAAUAAAUCUAAAAAUUUGGCGGGCAUAGCUCUUAAUUUAGUUCGUUCUGCCUCUCGCGAAUUUAAUGAAGGGAAAGUGAAGAAAAAUAAAAUUUUUGAAAGAAUAAAAGGAAGAUCUUUAUUUUUAAAUUCAAAAAAUUAUUUUGUUGCUUCAGAACCAAAUUCAAGUUUUAAUUUGGAAAGAAUUAAUAAAUGUUUAAAAGAAGAAGAUUUUGAAGGAGAAAAAAUUAAAAAAUUAAGUGAAACUCUUCCAAUUUCAAAUUUUUGUUUUAAUAACAACAACAAUGAACACAAUAAUAAUGAAAUUGAAAGGAAUAAAAUUAAAACAAAAUUUUCUUCAAAUGAAUUAAAUACUAUUAGUGUAAAUUAUUUAAAAACAGAAGAUUCAAACGAGGCUAUAACUCUUGAUUUGGUAGAAAAUUGGAGUGUAAAAGAAAACCAGGAAAGCCAAAUAGAACAAAAAUUGCAUAAAGAAACUUUAGAUGGCCUUUCACGAUUACGCGGACUAGGCUCUUUCCUAGCUGAACAACUUUCGAAUGAAGCAGAUAAAUGUGAUAAAAGAUGGGCAAUUGCAAGAAGACAAAGAAGAACAUUAAUAGAUUCACUAAUUUUGGCUUUAAAAGAAGAAAGUGAAGAAGGGAAAUUAAAAGGGAAAGAAGAUCUAAAUAAAAAAUUGGAUAAAUUAAAUUCUCUAAAAAUAGAACAAAAAUAUCCAAAAAGGCAUUCUAGUAAUGGAUGGUUAUUUAAAAUAAAUGAUGAUAAUAUUAGCUAUUCAACAACAACAAAAAAUAAUUCAAAUGCCCCAAGUUGUUCUUCUUCAGAAAUUAUUUCAACAAAAAAUGAAUUACCCCGUUAUGAAUUUUUUGAAAAUAAAAAAGUAAAAGACAAAAAAAGUGAGGAAGAGGCAGAUGAUGAAAUUGAAACGAGUGGAGAUGAUGAUAUUAUUUAUUUAUAA